AUGGUAGCUAGUGAACUAGCAUUAAUAUCAGACCAAAUGGGGAGAAUCAAGAUUCUUGUAUUAACAUUUUUGACAGGUUUUUUAUUGCUAAUGCAGGCUGAAGUUAAUGGCAUCCCACAUCCAGCACGCACUAUGUGCGUCUCCCAAAUUGCACUAGCCAACCAUGCCUGUGGAAGUUUGGCUCCGUCGGCGGCAUCCCAAUUUCUCAACCAUCAUGAACGCAGGCACCGGCAUGGGCACCGACACAGACUCAGGCAUAAUCGACAUGGGAACUUUGCCCAUGAAACACCUACAGAGAGCUGCUGCCGGUGGCUGAACAAUGUGGACAACGAAUGCGUCUGUGAUUUGCUGAUUCAAUUGCCAGCAUUUCUUUCAAAGCCUGCGCAUCGGUUCACUGUCGUUAUUGGUGACUCUUGCAGUUUUACAUUUUCAUGUAGUGGUCGAGUGAGACCCUGA
Molecule: messenger RNA, 456 nt
Organism: Hevea brasiliensis (rubber tree)
Lineage: Eukaryota; Viridiplantae; Streptophyta; Magnoliopsida; Malpighiales; Euphorbiaceae
Exons: 1
Coding region: 1-456 (151 amino acids)
Source: RefSeq, a predicted model, not a curated record